UGAUGCCGUGCGGUAACGAACUUUAGGCGCCAUUUUCGUUUGUUGUCUUUUUCGUCCUGUUCACAAAGUACAGAAUUUCUGGAAAUAAAAGCACAAGCUGUGGCCAACAUAUCGAAAUGGAAGACUCAGAAGAGACCACUCCAAUGGAGGGUGUUCAGGAGGGAACUGAGGAUGGGCAAGAUCAAUCUGCAGAAGAGGAGGGAACAGUCAUUAACACGGGGGUGUUGCACAUCAACGUCCCUCCUCCACCACCCCCACCCAUGAAGGCAGAUGGUACAGGCCCACGGCUGAUCAUCACCCACAUCGUGAACGAGAACUUCAAGUCAUACGCUGGCAAAAAGAUUCUGGGACCUUUCCAUAAGAGCUUCUCAUGCAUUGUUGGCCCAAAUGGCAGCGGGAAGUCCAACGUUAUCGACGCCAUGCUGUUCGUGUUCGGCUACCGUGCUCAGAAGAUCCGUUCCAAGAAGAUCUCUGUCCUGAUCCAUAACUCUGACCAGCACCGCGACCUCACUAGCUGUACUGUCAGUGUGCACUUCCAGAAGAUACUGGACAAGCCUGGCGAUGACUUUGAGAUUGUCCCUGGCAGCAAGUUUGUGGUGUCCCGUACUGCGAACAAGGACAACUCCUCUGCCUACUACGUGGACGGGCGUAGGAUGCAGUUUAAGGAAGUUGCGGCCCUGCUGCGUGGCCAUGGCAUUGACCUGGACCACAACAGGUUCCUUAUUUUACAGGGUGAGGUUGAACAGAUCUCCAUGAUGAAGCCCAAGGCCCAGACAGAGCAUGAUGAGGGGAUGCUGGAAUAUCUGGAGGACAUCAUCGGCAGCUCGCGCUUCAAGGAACCCAUCGAGCAGCUGGAUAAAGCUGUGGAGGAACUCAACGAGCAGAGGGGGGAGAAGUUGAACCGUGUAAAAGCAGUGGAGAAGGAGAAGGAUGAGCUGGAGGGAUCUAAGAACGAGGCCAUGGCCUGGCUGGCUGCAGAGAAUGAAGUCACCAUGAGCAAGCACAAGCUGUACCAGGUCUACAUCCAUGAGUGCUCCACCAAUGAGAAGUUGGCAGCAGCUAAGGUUGCGGAGAUCGAGCAAGGAAUGGCUGGAACUAAUGAGGAACUAGAGAAACUGGAGGCAGAGAAAAGGGACAAAGCAAAAGACAGCAAGAAGGCCAACAAGGCACUGGAUAAGCUCCAGAAGGAGUGUGCAGCCAGCAAGGAGCAGUUCUCAGAGUUUGAACGUCAGGAUGUGAAGCUUCGAGAGGAUCUCAAGCAUGCCAAGGGCAAGGAUAAGAAACUCAAGGCAUCCCUGGAGACUGAGAAAAAGAAGCUAGAGGAAGUGAAACUAGUGCCUGGUAAGAGUGAGAAGGAGGUGGAAGAACUGAGCAAGAAGAUUGAACACCUGGAGAAGAGACAGAAAGUGGAGGAAGAAAAGGUCGCUGAGGUCAUGGCAAGCCUCAAGACUGAGACCCAAGGACUGCAGAAGGAAAAGGAGGAAAAGGAGACAGUUCUGAUGGGUCUCCAGAAGGCCCUGAAUGACACUAAGUCCAAGACAGAUCUGGCACAGUCGGAGCUGGACAUCUACCUCAGUCGCUAUGACAACGCUGUGUCACAGCUGCAGGGGGCUCAGCAGAACCUUGACACUGCCGUCAACACUCUCAAGGAGAGGAAAAGUGGCAUCAAGGAUCUUGUGAAGCGAAUCCCAGAGUGUGAGAAGGAGCUACAGAAAGCCAACAGUGACCUGGAGAAAGUUACCAAGGAAGAGACAGAAGUGGUGCAGGAGUUGAGAAGCUGCCGUAUGAAGGUGGAAGAGGCGCGGAGCUCCAUGCAGCAACAGAGGAGCCGUGGGAAAGUGCAGGAGGCACUCAUGCUGCAGAAACAGUCCGGGAAAAUACCUGGCAUCUUUGGCAGACUGGGUGACCUUGGAGCCAUCGAUGACAAGUAUGACGUAGCGAUCUCCACGGCAUGUGGGGGGCUGGACCUCAUCCUGGUGGACACCAUGGACACAGCACAGAAGUGUGUCAACUUCCUCAAGAAGAACGAUAUUGGCAGGGGGACCUUCCUCGGGCUGGAUCAGCAACAAAAAUUCAGGGAAAACUGCCAGAACAAGAUCAAAACUCCAGAGAACAUUCCUCGUCUGUUUGACUUGGUGAAAGUGAAGGAUGAGAGGACCCUGCCAGCGUUCUACUUCGCCCUGCGUGACACCCUGGUGGCGGAUAACCUGGACCAGGCCACGCGCUGCGCCUUCCAGGGCAGCAAACGCUUCCGGGUCGUCACACUGGGGGGACAGCUCAUCGACAUCGCAGGAACUAUGACUGGAGGUGGUACAAAGGUGAUUAAGGGCAGGAUGGGUUCCUCUGUGGUCAGUGACUUCAACCCUAAAGAAAUGGAAAACAUGGAGAGCAAACUUGCACGACUUUCUCAGCAAGCCCAGCAGCUGAAGGAAAGGAAACGUGGGUUGGAGGAGACUGUGCAGCGUUUGGAGAGGGAACUCACCAAGAUAAAAAUGGACCAGAAGAAGUUUGACAUGGACAUCAAGGCCCUGACGGAGCAGGAGGUGACUCUGAAGCAGCAGGUGACAGAGCUUCAGCAGCAGGUAAAGGAGGCAGAACCAGACAAGACCCAGCAAGCCAAGCUGGAGAAAACUCUGGCUGCUCAUAAGAAAGAAUAUGAAAAAGCUGCAGAGGCUUCCUCAAAAGUGGAGGCAGAAGUGCAAAGCCUGCACAAGAAGAUCAUGGAUAUCAGUAACAGUAAGAUGAAGUCGGCUCAGGACAAGUUGGACCAAGUCAACAAGGAAAUCGAUGAGGCCAACGCAGCGGUCACCAAGGCCAAGGUUGCCAACAAAACUGCCAAAAGAAAUAUCACUAAAACUGAGGACAAGAUUGGGAAACUGGAAAAAGACAUAGAGGACAACAAGACGGCCGUCGGUCAGUUUGAGGCCGAUCUCACUGCCCUAGAAGAGAAGGCUACAGAGGUCUUGAACCUCUUCCAAGAGACAAAGGAAAAGAUGCAGGAAGUUGAAGCCGUCGCUGCGGAAAUUCAGAAGGAGCUUGAUGUCUUAGAGGCUAAGGAGAAUGAGCUGAAGAGUUCUCAUGUCGACAUCAAGCACCAGUUGGAGGAGAAGGUCACCGCUGUCAAGGAGAACUCGGGCAAGGUCAAGUACUGGAAGAAGGAGAUAGAGAAAAUGGUUGUCCAUGUGGUUGAUGAUGAUGGCCCUCCUGAGCUGAAGGAGCUGUCAGAAGAGGAGGUAAAAGCCAUCGACAAACAGGAGCUGGGCUUCCAGAUCACCGUACAGGAGGCAAAGCUGGGAGAAUUCAAGCCAAACAUGGCAGCCAUCAACGAGUACAAGAAAAAGGAGCAACUGUAUCUAAAGCGGGUCUCGGAACUGGACGAGAUCACGAGUCGGCGCGACCAGCAGCGGAAGGCGUACGAGGACCUCCGCAAGCAGCGAUUGGACGAGUUCAUGGCAGGGUUUGGGGUCAUCACCAACAAACUGAAGGAGAUGUACCAGAUGAUCACCCUGGGUGGAGAUGCUGAGCUGGAACUGGUGGACAGUCUGGACCCAUUCUCUGAGGGGAUCGUCUUCAGUGUGCGACCUCCCAAGAAGAGCUGGAAGAACAUCUCGAACCUGUCUGGAGGCGAGAAGACGCUGAGUUCCCUGGCCCUGGUGUUUGCUCUGCACCAUUACAAGCCCACCCCCCUGUAUGUCAUGGAUGAGAUCGACGCUGCUCUGGACUUCAAGAACGUCUCUAUUGUGGCCAGCUACAUCAAGGAACGCACAAAGAAUGCUCAGUUCAUCAUCAUCUCACUCCGUAACAACAUGUUUGAGCUGGCCGACCGUCUGGUGGGGAUCUACAAGACCAACAACAGCACCAAGAGUGUCGCUAUCGAUCCUGCUGUCAUUUCAGAGAGGGCAGCACAAGUGGCGUGAUACAGUCAUUCCUAUAGCUCUUAUUAAGGACUUGAAUACUUGUAUACAGCACAUUUAUGACAUGUGAGUAUUAGAACACAUGGUGAAACCUUUGUUCCAUGAUUAGAAUUAUGACGUUAGCUGCAUGUCUGAAAUUUCAGAUUCAAGCUCUGCAAAUGUUCAAACUGACAACUGACACAGACAAACAUACAGUUUUACAUUUUGGGGCAAACCAGCAUGUCACUCACCAAAAGGCUUACCUCCUUCUACCAGUACUUGACCUUCUUAUUGUAUCCUAAACUACGAUGACGAUGUAUUGUAUGAAGAAGACAAAAAGGAGUUUACAAUUUAGUAACAUUGUUUUGCGUACAUGUAGUUUUGUAAUACAGUCAAUACCUGCCCAAGGAGGCCACUCAGGGGACUGAUAAAAUCUGGUCUAUUCAGACAGGAUUCUUUACGUUAGUGUCAAUGACAAAAAAAAAUAUCUUAGUGUUCACAUUGGCCAGAUGGUCCUUAUGUAGAGGUGGUCACUACGACAGGCUUGACUGUACUGGUAAAUUGAUCCUUUUCAGCACUAUGUAAAUUGCCAUUUAUUACAGAUAUUUGUAAUCAGUGAGUGUUACAGAUCUUUGUAAUUUUCUGUGACUUGUACAUAUACAUUCACUGUCUACUGUCCAACUUCUUUCUGAUACACUUUCUUAACCUCUGCUAUUUUAGAUGUAAUUGUGUAGAUGUUAGAAAUACAUAAAAUCAUUGCCAAUGAUUUGAACUCCAAGUGAUGAGGAUAAAUUUUAGAUAUAGACCAGUCGAAUGUGUGCUUUCUGUGUUAUGUCCAUAUUGCUGACUUUCUUCCAAAUCUAUUGUCUUUUUGUUUGUUGUUAUGUGACUGCUACGUUAUGUUAGCAUGGUAGGCAAAUAAAAAAAAAUGUGUGAACU
This is a messenger RNA of Branchiostoma floridae (Florida lancelet), 4832 nucleotides long. RefSeq names its product structural maintenance of chromosomes protein 4-like. The transcript is spliced from 27 exons. The coding region runs from base 117 to 3917 and encodes 1266 amino acids. Gene Ontology annotation, molecular function: protein binding; ATP binding; ATP hydrolysis activity. The record is from RefSeq and is a predicted model, not a curated record. Gene Ontology annotation, biological process: mitotic chromosome condensation. Gene Ontology annotation, cellular component: chromosome. Lineage: Eukaryota; Metazoa; Chordata; Leptocardii; Amphioxiformes; Branchiostomatidae.